AGAGAUCUACUAAUCUUUCAGUUACCCAAGACAAGCGUCAUCACAGGAGAACAGCCCAAGUCGUACAGCAUGAUCGUCUUCAUUUUCCUGGCUAUGGGGCUGUCCUCAGAAAAUGAAUGCACAUAUUUAAGAGAGCAAUGCCUGAGUGGUGAGGAUGGAUGUAAACAGAUAUGGAGAAGAAUGGAAGAUGCCUGCCAUGUUUCAGGUAACCCCUGUGAGAUGAAGGAUUCAUCAAGCUGUAACCUGGGCAUCCAAUCCUUAGUGGAAAGCAAUUUCCAAUUUCAAGCUUGUCUCUGCACUGAUGACCUCUAUUGCACUGUUAACAAACUGCUUGGAAAAAAAUGCAUCAAUGAAUCAGAUAACAUGAGAGAGGAUAAUAAAUUCAAGUGGAAUCUAACUACUCUUCCCUAUCAUGAAAUGAAAGGGAUCCGGUCCUGUUUGGAAGUGGCAGAGAUGUGUGUAGGGGAUGUGGUCUGUAAUGCACAGUUGGCCCCUUACCUUAAAGCUUGCUCAGCAAAUGGAAAUCUGUGUGAUGUGAAACACUGCCAAGCCGCCAUACGGUUCUUCUAUCAAAAUAUGCCUUUUAAUAUUGCCCAGAUGUUGGCUUUUUGUGACUGUGCUCCAUCUGAUAUACCUUGUCAGCAGUCCAAAGAAGCUCUUCACAGCAAGCCAUGUGCAGUGAACAUAGUUCCACCCCUGACUUGCCUCAAUGUAAUUCACAGCUGCCGAAAUGAUGAAUUAUGCAGGAGGCGCUAUCGAACAUUUCAGUCCAAAUGCUGGCAGCGUGUGACUGCAAAGUGCUAUGAAGAUGAGACUUGCAUCAGUAUGUUGGGCAAGGAGGACUUCACUUGCUCAGGAAGUGAUGACUGCAAAGCAGCUUACAUUGGUACCCUUGGGACGGUCCUUCAAGUGCAGUGCACCUGUAGGUCCAUUACACAAAGCGAAGAACCUUUGUGCAAGAUUUUCCAGCAUAUGCUUCAUAGAAGAUCAUGUUUCAAUUAUUCAACUCUGUCCAAUGUCAAAGGCAUUGCAUUGCAUAAAAGUAAACAUACAGAGGAAAUAACUCUAAGUGGAUUUCAUUCCCCCUUCAACAAUGAAGUGAUAUAUGCUGUCGUGUGCAUGACAGUCACCUGUGGAAUCCUCCUGGUUGCGAUCAAGCUGAGAACCUCCAGAAUACCAUGUCAAACCAGAGAUCCCUCACCAGUCCAAAUACCCGGAAGACUCAUGGUUCAUUAA
Molecule: messenger RNA, 1236 nt
Organism: Artibeus jamaicensis (Jamaican fruit-eating bat)
Lineage: Eukaryota; Metazoa; Chordata; Mammalia; Chiroptera; Phyllostomidae
Gene: GFRAL
Product: GDNF family receptor alpha like
Exons: 10
Coding region: 70-1236 (388 amino acids)
Biological process (GO): nervous system development
Cellular component (GO): external side of plasma membrane; signaling receptor complex
Molecular function (GO): signaling receptor activity
Source: RefSeq, a predicted model, not a curated record